Molecule: messenger RNA, 1743 nt
Organism: Paramecium tetraurelia
Lineage: Eukaryota; Ciliophora; Oligohymenophorea; Peniculida; Parameciidae
Exons: 5
Source: RefSeq, a predicted model, not a curated record
AUGUUCCUUAAUCCUGAAAUGAUUAAUGAAGCACAAGACUCUUCAGCUUAGAAUUAGUAAUGUAGUUCACGACAACAGCCAAAGGGGAGGUCUAAUAAUAUGAAUCGAUUUUAAGUAAAGUAGAAGGAUGAAUCUAAAUCAGAUAAUAAACCUAUGAGUAGAAUUUAAUAGAGAGAAAUGGAAAUUUCUAAAAAGUAGGUUGAAUCCUAGAUUUAAGAAAAUAAUGAUUUAGUUGAAAGUCUUGUUUAAUUUGAUUCGGAUGAUGAAAAAAAUGGUGCAAAUUAGAUUAUUAAUCCUUUAAUUCUUAGCCUAUAAGAAUAAGAAGAAUAAACUUAACAAUAACAGGUAAUCCAAUCAAAACCAAAGACUUUUGAUUCAAUUAGUGCAUUGCAAAAUAAUGCCUAAUAUAAAAAGAAACUUGGUUAAAAUGAAUCUUCUUAUGGCCAAGAGUUUGAUUUAAAGAUUGAUUAAUUAACUAUAAUUGGAAACAAUCAUAAUUAGUAUUAUGAGCCAGGAUAAUAAAUAAAUAAAACUAAUGAUCUUCCUUAACUUUCAAAGUAAAAUAACAAGAUAUAAUUUGAUUAUACAAAAAAAGCCUAAGAAACUAAAAAUGUGUCAAAAUUGGAGGAAGAUUAAGCUUAAAAAAAUCCUUAAAAAUACCAAUAGUUUGAUUAAUAAAAUGAAUAAGUUGAGGACAUUAUUCAAUUAGAUGGAAGUCAAACUGAUAUUUUUUCAGAAAAUAUAGAUAAAGAUAAAGAACAACAAAGUUAAAUUCUCUUUUAAAAUUUAAACUUAGAAAAUGAAAAAUAGGAGAACAUAAAAGAGGAGUCAUUUAAUGAAAUAUUUGAAUAAAGCGAACUAAAAUCUUAAGUAUCAGAGGAGUAGUAAUAGUAAUAAGAAUAAUAAUAAUAAUAAUAACAAUAAUAAUAAUAAUAGUAAUAACCAAAGUAGACUUGUCCAUAUCCAAAACCAUUGGCUUCAAUAUCAAUGCCUUAUGGUAAGAAGCAUUUUCUUGUAAAUCCAGCAGAGAAAGGAGGAAUGAUAUAAUGUACAAUAAAAAGAGAUAGAAGUGGAAUGUGUAGAUUUUAUCCUAAAUAUCAUAUGCAUGUUUCAAAUGGAUUUUUGUAUUUGAUGAGUGCAAAAAAGAGAGCAUGCAACAAUACAAGCAAUUAUAUUAUUUCACAAUCGAGAGAUGAUAUGGAAAAGAUAGACAAUUUCUUAGGGAAAGUUAGGAGCAAUUUUAUGGGAACUGAAUUUAUCUUAUAUGAUUCAGGGUUAAAUCCAGAGAAAACAAAAGAUCCAUAAAAAGUUAGACAGCAAUUAGGAGUUGUUCAGUAUGAAAGUAACAUUCUCGGUUCAAAAGGACCUCGUAAAAUGGUGGUUUUAUUGCCAAAUUUGAAUGAGCGAGGUUAAUUGUAUGAGUUCAAACCUUCCAAUUCAAAGGAUGGAAUAUUAAAGGAAUAUUUAAACAACAAUAGAGACUAAAUUGUCACUUAUGUUAAUAGGCCCCCGUAAUGGAAUAGUAAACACAAAGCAUUUGUCUUGAAUUUUUAUUAGAGAGUAGACAAACCAAGUGUUAAAAACUUUCAACUCAUAGAGGAUUAGAAGGAGGAUAACAUAUUAUUGCAAUUCGGGAGAGUUGGCGAAGAUCUAUUCAAUUUAGAUUUCCAAUAUCCUAUUACUCCACUUCAAGCAUUUUAAAUUGCAUUAACUAGUUUUGAUUACAAAAUUGCAUGUGAAUGA